Molecule: messenger RNA, 1287 nt
Organism: Cutaneotrichosporon cavernicola
Lineage: Eukaryota; Fungi; Basidiomycota; Tremellomycetes; Trichosporonales; Trichosporonaceae
Exons: 3
Coding region: 1-1287 (428 amino acids)
Biological process (GO): acetate metabolic process; phosphorylation
Molecular function (GO): acetate kinase activity
Source: RefSeq, a predicted model, not a curated record
AUGUACCUUCUAACGCUCAACUGCGGCUCGUCAUCCAUCAAGGGCAAGCUGUUCAACAUCCCGUCGAAGGAGGCGCCACUCGAGGCGGUCGCCAAGAUUUCGGUCCUCAACAUCGGCGCCAAGGGUGACAGAGUCCAUGUGGUGGUCAAGUGGCUGGACGGCCUGACGGAAGACGUUGACGAGAGAAUGGGCGAUGGCGGCCAGGUCGAGCAUAGACACAUCUUCCCCAUCAUCCUCAAGCACAUCUCGUCUAGUGGCAGCGGCAUCGCGCAAGACGACAUCAAGUACAUCACCCACCGAAUCGUACAUGGCGGGUUGAACAAGCGCGGCCUUAGAGUCACUAAGGAGGACAGCCACGAGCUCGAACAGAUGGACGCGCUGUCGCGCUUUGCGCCGCUGCAUAACCACCACGCCGUGCUGUGUGUGCGCGCGUGUCUGGACGCCGUGCCGAACAGCACGCAGUUGCUGUACUUUGACACGCUGUUCCAUCAAACCCUCCCGCCCGAGGUCUACACAUACGCCCUACCUCCUUCGAACGCACCCCUCGCAAUCCCGCUGCGCAAGUACGGCUUCCAUGGCCUGUCAUACAGCUCGAUCGUGCACCAGCUCGCACAGCACACCAACACCUCUCCCGAAGCCCUCAAUCUGGUGGUGGCGCACCUCGGAUCGGGGGCGAGUGCGUGUUGUAUCCGCGCCGGCAAGUCAAUCGACACAACCAUGGGCCUAACCCCCCUCGAAGGGCUGGUAGGCGGUACACGUACGGGUAACAUUGACCCAACGGCCAUCAUGCACCAUACCCCCGAUUAUGCGUCUGACGCAGGCCUGCACGACAUGCACGUCACCCGCGGUGAGUGGGUCAUGAAUAGAGAGAGUGGCCUACUUGCGCUCGCCGGCACGCCAAAUUUCGGUGCGAUUACGACCAAGGCGUUUGGCGUCGGACCCGAGAAUGAGGAGAAAAAACUCAUGCGCCUGGCUUACGACGUGUUCAUCGACCGCGUCAUGGCCUUUGUUACGCAGUACCUCGCCAAGCUCCUGGCCCAGGUUCCCAUGCGUUCUGUCCAGCUCGUCUUCUCGGGCGGUAUUGGGGAGAACGCCGCACGCCUCCGGCGUGACGUCCUCGAGCGCCUCUCGUGGCUUGGGACUACGGUUUCGGACGCAAACGAGGCGCGCCGCGGUGGGGCGGUGCGCCGGAUUAGCGGAGACGAUAGCCGGCUCGCGGCGUGGGUUGUCGAGACGGACGAGGAGGGGUGGUGCGCCCAGAUGGCGCGCGAGGAUAUGGGCAUCUAG